UGUAAAUGUGCAGACAGAUAAAUUCAUGCACAAAUAAGAAAGAACUGUCAUCACAAAAAGGUAAAAUAGUCGCAAUGAGGCUAAUUAUUUCAUAAUCUUUGUGUUUACCAGUUGCAGAUAUGAUUUGAGCCUGAAGCAUCUGUGAGAAGUGCAUCCAAAACCAGACAGUAUGGAGACUCUGAACCUGUCCUACACUGCCAACACUAGCAAUGGUGAUAGCACCAGCCUCUUCUCUGGAAGCCCAUAUACAACUGUGGAGAUUGUACUCAUCAUCCUGGUGGCUGGAUCUCUGAGUCUAAUCACUGUCAUUGGAAACAUCCUGGUCAUGCUCUCUAUAAAGGUAAACAGGAAUCUGCAGACCGUCAACAACUACUUCCUGUUCAGCCUGGCCUGUGCUGACCUCAUCAUUGGCGUCUGCUCCAUGAAUCUCUACACUGUCUAUAUUGUGAUUGGCUACUGGCCCCUGGGAGCAGUGGUGUGUGACCUGUGGUUGGCUGUUGACUAUGUUGUUAGCAACGCCUCAGUCAUGAACCUUCUCAUCAUCAGUUUUGACCGUUACUUCUGUGUCACCAAACCGCUCAGCUACCCAGCACGCCGUAGCACCAAGAUGGCAGGCCUGAUGAUUGCCGCGGCCUGGGUCUUGUCUUUCAUCCUUUGGGCUCCAGCCAUUUUGUUCUGGCAGUUCAUCGUAGGCGGGAGGACUGUGCCGCCAGGUGAGUGCUACAUCCAGUUCUUCUCGAACCCAGCGGUGACAUUUGGGACAGCCAUAGCAGCUUUUUACCUGCCGGUGGCCAUCAUGAUCUACCUCUACUGGCGCAUCUCCAAGGCCAGCCGCAGCCGCAUGAGGAGGGACAGCCGGAAGACCUCCGGCACCAGUCUGGGAGAAGGUCCCUAUCACAGUCAAGAGGAAGGAUGUGAGUGCCAGAACAACUGCAUCACAACAAAAGAGGCUCAGGAGGAGGCUGGAGAUAGGAAGGAGCAGGAGCAGGAGCAGGAACAGCAACAGAACGGAAGAGGGCCCUGCAAGGAAGUAAAAACUGACCGAGGCAACUCCACAGCAGACAGUAUCCACGCUUCAACGUCUAAGGACGCUGUGGUCCCUACAUCAUCUCAGAAAGGCACAGAUGGUGGGGAAAAGACAAAUCAAACACAGCCACCUUCCCCAGAGAACUCAGCUGCUGACAGACAAAGUUUGGUCACAAGGACACUGUUUAAGGUAACUAAGCAGAAUGCUGUGGCAAAGUGGAGAAGGAAGGGAAUUUCUUCCAGGGAGAAAAAAGUAACGCGCACCAUCAUGGCAAUCCUGGUUGCUUUUGUUGCCACAUGGACACCGUACAACGUGAUGGUCCUGAUCAACACUUUCUGUUCCAUCUGCAUCCCAAACUCCCUCUGGACCAUCGGCUACUGGCUCUGCUACAUCAACAGCACCGUCAACCCGGCAUGCUACGCCUUGUGCAACGCUACCUUCAAAAACACCUUCAAGCACCUGCUUCUGUGCCAGUACAAGAACAUACGUACAGCACGGUGAGGGCGAAACACUGACUUUAUGAUAGAUCUUGUAAAAUGAGGUGACACGGUUACUGGAGAGAACAUAUUGUUAAAAUAUAGAUUAGGUGUGUUCUUAUUGUGCUCCUACUCCAUGUCCUUCUCGGUGGUAGAACUUAUUCCUGCUGCCAUUGAAAAUAAAACUGUGCUUCACAUUUUUAAUUCUACAACACACUUGACUUUAAUGAUUUUAAAAGUACUUGGUAUUGUAUUAUAAUUAUCAAGACAAGUCAUUCUGGUGGGAAUGCAGUUUAUUGUAAAAAGUACAUUUGACUGAGUUAGCUGGGAUUUUACUUUGACGGGAUGUUUUCCUGUUUGCUCCUCCUCCUGCAGCUUGUGCAGUAUGUUCUUUCAUACGCAACCUGUUUUUACCCCAUCAGUAUACUUGUGGUAAAUGUGACUGUUCUGUGAGCAAAACAGUGAUCUUAACUCUAGAAUAAAAGUAUAAGUCUAGUCUAAGAAGAAGACAACACACUAUAUAAAGAAACACACUAUUAUUCAUACAUCACUAUGUAAAAAUGUGCUAUUGUUAACACAGAGCUGUGAAACAGGAAAAAUCUGCCCAACAGAAAUAUUCUUCUAUUCAAACUGAGUUAAGAAUGAGAGAAUAACUCUCUCUCUCUCUCUCUCUCUC
Messenger RNA from Scatophagus argus, 2179 nucleotides. Its product is annotated as muscarinic acetylcholine receptor M2-like. The coding region runs from base 170 to 1528 and encodes 452 amino acids. The transcript is spliced from 3 exons. The record is from RefSeq and is a predicted model, not a curated record. Gene Ontology annotation, biological process: adenylate cyclase-activating adrenergic receptor signaling pathway. NCBI's taxonomy places the organism in Eukaryota, Metazoa, Chordata, Actinopteri, Scatophagidae. Gene Ontology annotation, cellular component: plasma membrane. Gene Ontology annotation, molecular function: G protein-coupled acetylcholine receptor activity.